Malurus melanocephalus (red-backed fairy wren) is the source of this 1072-nucleotide messenger RNA. RefSeq lists its product as uncharacterized. The record is from RefSeq and is a predicted model, not a curated record. Lineage: Eukaryota; Metazoa; Chordata; Aves; Passeriformes; Maluridae. The transcript is spliced from 2 exons. The coding region runs from base 1 to 870 and encodes 289 amino acids.
AUGGCGGGGCUGGAGGGGCGCCGAGGGGGCCAUGGAGGGGAAGGAAGAAUCCCCCCAAAAAUCCCGGGGGGUGGGACCUCCUCCCGUGGCCCCGAAGUGAAGGGGACGCUUCCCACCCUCCCCGGGCUGGGAGUKGGGAGGACCCCACAGAUGCCCUCCGCAACAUACGUAGGGAUUUGGGAUCCCCCCUCCCYCUCAAAAUACUCCUGGGAGACCUACCACGGGAACCCCUGGAAUUUGGGUGGCCUCAGGGGUCCUGGGUCCCCCUCCUUGCCCCGAGAAGAUCCAGGACCCCCUUGGCCCUCCUCAGAAGAAGCUUCCGAAGUCCGGGACCCCCUGGCCUCUCCUCAAGAUCCCCUGGACACUCAGCGGGACCACCUGGGUCCGCCCCSAGCUCCUGGGAGCCCCAAGCCCCCGCCAGACUUCCCCUCCAGCUCCUCAGGACCCCACUUCGUCCCCUGUCCUAAACGAGCCCCCGGUGUCCACGGCCACUCCGGACUCCCCAGGAAACCUCCGGGACUCCCCAGAAGCCACCAAGCACCCAAAAGACGCCAACGGGACACACCGAAACGCGCAGCCAGGACUCCCCCGGACCCCYCGAGACCCUCCAGGAUCCCCUCUGGACGCCCUCGGAGCCCCCGCAGAGCCAAAAUCCUGCCCCGAAAUCCUGCCCCAGCCCCCCGCCGCCCCCCACUCACACGUUCCUAUGGCGACGCGCUGCCCCGCUGGCGCUUCCGGGUGCGUCUCCUCUUGAUUGCGUCUCUUCCCGCCGAUCUCCCCGGAAGUGCGGCCCAUUCCGACACAGCCGCCACACCCAAGAUGGCGGCCGGGUCACCGCCCACCGCGUUCCCGCGCGGCGCGGAGCGAUGACGUCACAGCCGUCUGUUCGAAUGGCCAUGGCGGGAGUCCGCGGCGGCCGCCGUUCGGCGGGGGCGACCCCGAGGGUGACGCGACGCAGCUCCAAGCGCUUGGUGGUCUCAGCCCCCCGGGGGGGCCCCCCCUGGGCAGUGCCGUCCCGCAGCCCUCUGGGCAGCCCCGUGAGUGGGGGUCUCUGCAGGAGAUUCGGGGAGCU